AUGGCGGCGGACGCGCUCAACGGACAUGAUUCUUUUCCGGAUUUUCCGGUCUGUGAACCUCCCAGUGAUUCAGUGUCGGCACUUGAGUUCACUCCGAAGACGGCGCCCUUUAAUGGUCUGUGCGCUGCCAGUUGGGACCAGACCGUCCAAGUCUGGGAAGUGGAUUCCAGCAGCAAAACCGCGACGCCCAAGAGCCUACAGAAGAUGGCUGCUCCUCUCCUAGAUGCCAGCUGGAAUGGUGACGGCAAUCGGAUCUACGCGAGCGACUGCACCGGCAGUGUGUUUGAAUGGAACCUUGAUGCCAAUCACGUCUCUCAGCGGAAGUGCCAUACAGCGGGUGUUCGUGCCUGCCGCUGGCUAUGGACUCCCAAGACGCCCCUCCUGAUGACUGCUUCCUGGGACAAAACACUAUGCUACGCUGCCGAUGUGUUAUAUCCGCUGGCCGUGGUCAUCACAAAGGCCAUCACAAAGUGUGCCAUCAGCAGUGAUGGGCUGCUAUUUGCCUAUGCCUUGGGGUACGACUGGUCCAUGGGACACGAGCACUGUGAUCAUAGACUGAAGCCACAGAUAUUCUUCCAUCCGUGCCUGGAGGAUAUGCGUCCGAAAUGA
Messenger RNA from Drosophila pseudoobscura, 609 nucleotides. RefSeq names its product mRNA export factor-like. Lineage: Eukaryota; Metazoa; Arthropoda; Insecta; Diptera; Drosophilidae. The coding region runs from base 1 to 609 and encodes 202 amino acids. Gene Ontology annotation, biological process: RNA export from nucleus; transcription-dependent tethering of RNA polymerase II gene DNA at nuclear periphery. The transcript has 3 exons. Gene Ontology annotation, molecular function: RNA binding; ubiquitin binding. The record is from RefSeq and is a predicted model, not a curated record. Gene Ontology annotation, cellular component: nuclear pore.